GACUCUGGAAGAUCCAUAAUGCUGAUUUUGCUGCUCUUCGGAGAAGAAGAAUAUGCACUAUGUAUCUUCCAGAGCCGGUGACGGUGAUGUUUUUGAAAGACUAAGGAUCAGAGACAUCGCGAAACUGAGAUCUGUGUGCAGAGAAUGGAAAUCGCUCUUGGAGUCUUCCUAUUUCCGUGAUCUCUACCGAACCAUAAAUCACAGGAACUUGUCCUCUCCGUGGUCAAUCUUGUACAGAGACCAAUAUUCUAAUACUCCUUUGGAAUUCUUCUACGAGAAAUGGGGUUUAAAGCAGUCACUAGGUUCUUGCGUCUCACGUUUUCUUCACGAGGUGAAAGCAGCUAACAAUAACAAACGAAUGGGUGCCUUGUCCCUCACGGAUGGAUUGAUUUUGCUAGGUGUUUCGACCAAUUCUGGACCUAAUAUGUUCUGUGUUGCUAAUCCCGUGUUGCGACAAUGGAUAAAAAUCCCUCAACCUCCUUCUUGUUCAUCUGUCGACGGUUUCCUAGGCGCAGGCCUUGUAACAGAUAUGAACAACGGUGAUCUCUUGGGUUAUAAGGUAGUUCGGUAUGGACUCUCAGGGAUUUGUAGCGAAUGGUGUAGCCUUUUCUUUCAGAUCUAUUCGUCCGAUUCGGGCUAUUGGACUUACCACUACGUCUCUACUGAGCGUUCCAUCGAAAAGCGCCUCCCAUCAAAUCCCAUUAGUUUUAAUGGUUAUCUUCAUUGGCUAUGCCGUGCAACUCAAGUCAUCUUUGCUUAUGAUUUCUAUGCUCCUACCGAAUUUUGUCGUAUCAUCGAUUUACCUCAGGGCUCGGCUAAGACCCCAGUGAAAGCUGAUGAAGAGACUCUCACUAUCUCAUGUGGCUCGCUCAUGUAUAUGAACAUUGAUACUGGAAGACCAAACCAGCAACUCAAGAUUUGGAGGCUCAAGAACUAUAUGAGUGACUCUUCUAAAGAAUCUUGGGAAUUGUUGUGGAACCUCAUGCCUGGUAUUGAUCUCGGCCUCGCAACUGUUCCAGUCGCAAUGCAUCCUUUUGAUAAAGAGAUUGUUUACCUGGUCACCCGCAAAACUAGAUAUUCCCGGAAACAUGCCUAUCUUGUUUCAGGUAACCUUGGCACAAAAAAGUUCCAAAUCCACAAAGGUUGGAAGCAAAGACACAGGGAAUUCGGAGACUAUCAAUCUCAUAUGUUUCAUCAGUUCGUGCUUCCACAAAGACUCGGCUCUUUUCCUUGUCCACCUGGCUGCACUCUUGUCACACUUCCUGACCCACACUAGUUUUGUCAUAUAAUUUCAUAGUUUCAUUUGAUCUUGUUCUUAAAUUAAAGAUUUUUGAGUUUG
Messenger RNA from Arabidopsis arenosa, 1339 nucleotides. The record is from the annotation of a GenBank genome assembly. Lineage: Eukaryota; Viridiplantae; Streptophyta; Magnoliopsida; Brassicales; Brassicaceae.